Molecule: messenger RNA, 1568 nt
Organism: Sorghum bicolor (sorghum)
Lineage: Eukaryota; Viridiplantae; Streptophyta; Magnoliopsida; Poales; Poaceae
Product: expansin-B3
Exons: 5
Coding region: 441-1397 (318 amino acids)
Biological process (GO): sexual reproduction
Cellular component (GO): extracellular region
Source: RefSeq, a predicted model, not a curated record
UCGGCAACCGUUAGACGGAGGCGCGAGGCGGAGCGGAGGGGGCCGCCACCUAGGGAGGGUCCGCCGAUUGGGGCCAAAUUUGCGGCGCGCGGUGGCCAGCCCCCGCCGGAUCCGGGCAUCCGGCGACGGCGACUCGGGCGACGCCUCCUCCACGGAGGGGAAGCCAGGGAGGGCGGACGGGAGGAGCAACCCGGCGUCUGGCAAAAGGGAGGCUGGGAGGAGAUCCGGCGGUUGGCUGGCUCCCCGGCGCGGCUUGCGGCGGCCACCUGCCGUACCGCCGCACUGGAGCGGAGCAAGAGCUGAGGAGCGGCGGGGAAGCAGCCAACCCCAGCAGCAGCAGCAGCAGCAAGCCGGCAGGCAAGCAGCGAGAGCCAUGUGACCCCCUACCAAAGAAUAUCCUGGCUAGGUGCUUCUCGCUGACCAUCGAAACACAGAGCUUCAUGUCUGCCCAGUGCAAGCUGGUUGCGCUUGGUGCACUGAUCUUCUUCCUUCUUGUCUCGUAUGGCUCAUGCACUAGGAUCGUCAACUUUAAUGCCUCCCACAUCACGGCGGAUCCCUACUGGGUGGCUGCCAGGGCCACUUGGUAUGGUGCGCCAACCGGCGCUGGCCCCUACGACAACGGUGGCGCUUGUGGGUUCAAGAAUGUGAACCUGCCUCCUUUCUCGGCCAUGACAUCGUGCGGCAACCAGCCCCUGUUCAAGGAUGGCAAGGGCUGUGGCUCGUGCUACCAGAUACGAUGCGUCAACCACCCCGCGUGCUCUGGCAACCCGGAGACGGUGAUGAUCACCGACAUGAACUACUACCCAGUCGCUAAGUACCACUUUGACCUCAGCGGCACGGCGUUUGGUGCCAUGGCACAGCCCGGCCGCAACAACGAGCUCCGCCACGCCGGCAUCAUCGACAUCCAGUUCAGGAGGGUGCCCUGCAUCUACCCCGGGCAGACGGUGACCUUCCACAUCGAGCACGGCUCAAACCCCAACUACUUAGCAGUGCUUGUCGAGUUCGAAGACGGCGAUGGCGAUGUGGUCCAGGUGGACAUCAUGGAGGCCAACUCCGGGUGGUGGACGCCGAUGCGGGAGUCGUGGGGAUCCAUCUGGAGGAUGGACUCCAAGCGCCGGCUGCAGGGGCCCUUCUCGCUGCGCAUCACCAACGAGUCCGGCGAGAGGCUGGUGGCUUACCAGGUCAUCCCGGCGAACUGGGCGCCCAACACCUACUACCGCUCCAACAUCCAGUAUGAGGCUUUUGGCUCUGCUGCUGGACAGGCUAUUGGCUUUGGCUCUGCUGUUGGACUGGUCAUUAGCUCUGCUGCUGGACUGCACACGGUAAUUACCGGCAUCAUUGGCUUGAUCUGUUUGGUAUUGUAUCAUUUGCAUGGGAUUGAGGUGCCUCAGUUUUAAUUAGCACUUGAGAGGUGACAUGUCAGGUGUCCUACGCUGUAGGUGGUGUUUUGUGUCUUUAGAGAUUUGACGAAUGGGAUGUCUGCCUGGGCCGUCGUCGGUCCAGAGUUUCAUUUUCUCGAAAAAGAAUUUAUGAACCCAAAUAAUUUUCCUAUGAAUUUCGUUGAUUCC